Molecule: messenger RNA, 3382 nt
Organism: Chelmon rostratus (copperband butterflyfish)
Lineage: Eukaryota; Metazoa; Chordata; Actinopteri; Chaetodontiformes; Chaetodontidae
Product: kinesin-like protein KIF3C
Exons: 9
Coding region: 181-2409 (742 amino acids)
Biological process (GO): microtubule-based movement
Molecular function (GO): microtubule motor activity; ATP binding; microtubule binding
Source: RefSeq, a predicted model, not a curated record
UGUACCUAUUUUCCUUUAUGAUAUGAUCAAGAAGCCAUACUGAAUUUGUUAUUAAUGGUUGAAAAAUUCACAUUCACACAGGAAGCUGAUUAAAGGCAUCUUAAAGGUUGCCAGACCAUUUUGAUUCAGAUGAUAUAAAUCGUCCGUUUGCUUGACUACAACAAGAAACAGAAAGCAGUCAUGUCAAAAAAUAAGGGCAGUGAGUCAGUGAAGGUGGUGGUUCGAUGCCGUCCUUUGAACCAGAGAGAGGAGUCCAACGGGCCCGCAGGGGGCAUCGUGCAGAUGGACCUCCGGCUCGGGCAGGUGAUCCUCAGAAACCCUCGUGCACCAGCCAGCGAGCCCCAGAAAACGUUCACCUUCGAUGCAGUUUAUGAUGCGAACUCCAAACAGCGAGACCUGUACGAUGAGAGUGUGAGACCGCUGAUUGAUUCGGUGCUCGCAGGGUUCAAUGGCACCAUAUUUGCAUACGGGCAGACUGGAACUGGGAAGACGUACACCAUGCAGGGGGCGUGGAUGGACCCAGAGAAACGGGGGGUGAUCCCCAACGCGUUCGACCACAUCUUCACACACAUCUCCCGCUCGCAGUCUGAUAAGCAGUACCUGGUGCGGGCAUCCUACCUCGAGAUCUAUCUGGAAGAAGUUCGGGAUCUCCUGGAUCCCAAACAUGGCAACGCCAGAGCCCUGGAGCUCCGGGAGAGUCCAGAGUCCGGGGUGUAUGUGCGUGACCUCACAUCGUGUGUCUGCAAGAGCAUCAAGGAAAUCGAGGAGGUGAUGAACAUGGGCAACCAGGCGAGGGCGGUUGGGGCGACAGACAUGAACGAACACUCGUCCCGGUCCCAUGCCCUGUUCCUGAUCACGGUGGAGUGCAGCCAGCCUGGACCGGAUGGGAGGAAACACAUCCGGGUCGGCCGCCUCAACCUGGUGGAUCUGGCUGGCAGCGAGCGCCAAGCCAAGACAGGUGUCCAGGGAGAGCGCCUGAAAGAGGCUGCCAAGAUCAACCUCUCCUUGUCAGCGCUGGGGAAUGUGAUCUCUGCGCUGGCCGAUGGGCGCAGCAGCCAUGUGCCGUACCGGGACUCCAAGCUCACCCGGCUGUUGCAGGACUCAUUGGGCGGGAAUGCAAAGACUGUCAUGGUCGCCACCUUAGGCCCGUCUUCCCAGCACUACGACGAGACCCUCACCACCCUCCGCUACGCCAACCGGGCCAAGAACAUCCAGAACCAGCCCAGAGUCAACGAGGAUCCCAAGGAUGCUCUACUGCGCGAGUUCCAGAGGGAGAUCGCUCGCCUCAGGGCCCAGCUCAACCACAGGAAGUGGAGGAGCAAACAGAAGAAGGAGCAGGUGGACGGCGAGGGCUGGGAGAGAGACGGGGAUGAAGAGACGGAGGGCGAGGAGGAGGAGGAGGAGGUCGUGGAGAAGGAGGCGGAGGAGUACGUGAAGCUGGAGGAGCAGCGGUUGGAGAUGGAGAAGGAGGCCAUCAGAGGAGACCAAUUCAUGUUGGCCGAGGAGAAGCAGAGGCUCCUGGGAGAGAAGGAGAGGAUGAUGGGAGAUCUGAGGAAGGAGCAAGAAGCCACCGAGCAGCUGACCGCCAAGUACAAGGCGAUGGAGAGCAAGCUGCUGGUUGGUGGAAAGAACAUCAUAGAUCACACCAAUGAGCAGCAGAAGAUGCUGGAGAUGAAAAGGCAGGAGAUUGCUGACCAGUCACGUAGCGAGAGGGAGAUUCAGCAGCAGAUGUUGGCCCAGGACGAGGAGACGCUGGAGCUGAGAGAGACUUUCACUUCUCUGCAGCAGGAGGUGGAGGCCAAGACCAAGAAACUCAAGAAGUACCUCAAGCUCUAUGCCAAACUCCAGUGCAUCAAAGCGGAGAUCCAGGACGUGAACGACGAGCACGUGAGGAGCCGACAGGAACUGGAACAAACUCAGAACGAGCUCACCAGAGAGCUCAAGUUCAAGUAUCUGAUCAUCGAGAACUUCAUUCCUCCAGAGGAGAAGAAUAAGAUCAUGAACCGACUGACCUUUGACCCCGAGGAGGAUCAGUGGAAGUUCCAGCCUCUCGUUCCUGCUGAAAGUAAAUCCUCGCAGAUGAAGAAAAGGCCGACAUCUGCAGUUGGAUACAAACGGCCAAUCAGCCAGUACGCCAGGGUUGCCAUAGCGAUGGGAGCUCAUUCUAGAUACAGGGCUGAGAACAUCAUGUUCCUGGAGCUCGACAUGACUCCUCCAAACACCGCCUCACUGGACCGCUCAGCGGAGGCGGAGCCGAACCAAAGUCACUCUCUGGACAACUCGCCCACCAAGGACAGAGGCGUCCGCAAGUCUCGAUCCUGGUGUCAGACCCCUAAAUCCAUGGCUUCCUCUUCUUCUAAUGUUUCCUUGGCAGCGUGUCACACCGCUACGCCCAUGGCAGCACAGUAAAGCUUUAGUGAAGAGGGGGUUUUUUUUAUUAUUGUUAUUUAUUUUAUUCCUACGCUUCCUCUUCUGCUUUUCCUCUUCCUGUUUUUGGCCAGUGACCCUGGAGAAAGACUUUUCAGUGAGGCCUACAAGCUGGGACACAAACACACCACCUGUGCUGAAUCCUGAGAGGUGAUUGGCUACAUACAGGAGUGUUUAACAAGGAAGUGAUCUCCUGGCAGGAAACUAAGUGAACCUCAGAAAUACCAGUUCCUCCUGUUCUACGGAUGUAAAGACCCAAUAGAACCCCUCUUCUUCCUUGCAUGUUUGAGACCAUGAGCCUCGGAUCAUCCUCUUAAACAACUGGCUGCAGUGCUGUACUGCCCAGGUGUGUGUGUGUGUGUGUGUGUGUGUGUGGUAUCUGUAUAUACAGGGCUGUAUGAUUGCCUGUUUGUGUUUCUAAUUGCUAACAAUACAGAUCUGAAAGCUCACAAACUGCUUGAAUCGCCUGUAAGAUAUCAGUGUAAAUAUUUCAUCUCUCUGGGGUUUUUCGGGGGCAGGUUUGGUCUGUUUUCUGUGUAAAAGAGGAGACAGUUGGCUCGGAAGUGAAUUCAUAGAGACGAGAGUUUGUGUCUUUGUUGGCUGUUGGACUUGAGCACAGUAGAAAAUAAUGAUGUAAGUUAUGUUGUCGGUCAGACGAGGUAUGCUGAAACCUGAAUGAUGACCUUUAUCGUACGUGUUGUCUCGCAUUGUUUCUCCACAGUGUCGUAAUUUAAAAACAAUGCCUUAAAGUAAUCUGAAAGCAGUAGAAACAGUGAGGCAUGCCACCAAAAUAACUUAACCGGGAUUUUUAUUCAUAUCACAGCAAUGAGAAACACACACAUACAUCAAAUAUUGUUGUGGUGAAAUAUUGAAUUUAUUAGAUCAGUGUCCAAGGUUUGUUAAACAAUUGUAACCAUGUUAACGACAAUGCAGUAUUGAUUGUGAAAGUUCUCUA